Hibiscus syriacus is the source of this 1188-nucleotide messenger RNA. RefSeq names its product queuosine salvage protein-like. NCBI's taxonomy places the organism in Eukaryota, Viridiplantae, Streptophyta, Magnoliopsida, Malvales, Malvaceae. Bases 85 to 1005 code for a protein of 306 amino acids. The record is from RefSeq and is a predicted model, not a curated record. The transcript is spliced from 7 exons.
CUUUUAAAAUCUUUAGUUUUCUCUAGGGUUGUUCGAAGGACUCUGUUUUUCUUUUUCUUCUUCUUUCUAAAAAACGCAGCGGCUAUGGAGGAAGUGAGAGGAAGCUCUGCUUGGGUGGCUCAUAAUUCUUCUCACGUUACCAUAGAUUCUUCAGGGAUCGAGAAAGUAGUGGAGAAAAUGAAAGAGUCGAUUCCGAAAGUGGAGUGGGAUUACGAAGGGAUUCAUUAUUUUGACAAUGGACCCCUCACCGUUCAAUACCUUUUUGUUUUGGAUGCUUUGAAUUUCUGUUUUUGGCCCGAUAAGGAUCUAAAUUAUGAUCACUUGGCCAAGGGAUUAAAGGAUGCUUUGCUUAAUGACAACUCCGCAUUCGAUGCAGACCGUCUGCAAAAAUACACAGGUCCUCAACUGCGUGAGCUAUUGAAAUGGCCUCGACCACUUCCUUUGGAGGAGGAACGGGUUCGUUUGUUGCAUGAGGUUGGUUUUGAACUUGAAAGAAGCUUUGAGGGUAAGGCAUCGAAACUUGUUGAAUCAUGUGGAAAAUCAGCUGUAAAGCUUGUCGCACUCGUCACACGUCAUUUUCCAGGCUUUCGAGAUCACUCGGUGUACAAAGGGCAUCAGGUAUUCUUGUACAAAAGAGCACAAAUAUUUGCUGCUGACUUGUGGGGUGCAUUCAAGGGCCAAGGGUAUGGAGAAUUCAAUGAUAUUGGCUCGAUCACUAUGUUUGCCGAUUAUAUUGUUCCAGCUGUGCUCCAGCAGCUCGGUGUGCUGAAAUAUAGUUCGACACUUGCAAAUGCCAUUCAGGCUAGCAGCGAAAUAGGUGCUGGCACGGAAGAGGAAGUUGAACUACGGGCAUGCUCGAUUUAUGCUGUGGAGAAAAUGAGAGAGUUACUAAGUAUUAAGUCCGGAAAGCAGGUUCUGAGUGUGGAGUUAGAUCUUUGGCUUUGGUCUGUAGGUGUUCAAUGCCAGUCACUCCAACAUCAUCGAACACUGUCUAUAUAUUACUGAGCACAUCAUAUGCUCGUAAGCAGGACAAGAAAAUUUGGCUUGCAAACAUCUUAGGAUAAGUUUCUUGUCAGUCACUAACAUCCCUUUAGGUAAUCGGUUUCGAGGAUCGCAGUUUUCAGAUUAACUGUUUCGGAUAAUUGGAUUGGUUCAAGUUUUUAUUUAAUGGUCUAAGAGAAUUUGCAC